This is a messenger RNA of Arachis stenosperma, 1836 nucleotides long. RefSeq lists its product as uncharacterized. The transcript is spliced from 3 exons. Bases 1 to 1836 code for a protein of 611 amino acids. The record is from RefSeq and is a predicted model, not a curated record. NCBI's taxonomy places the organism in Eukaryota, Viridiplantae, Streptophyta, Magnoliopsida, Fabales, Fabaceae.
AUGAAUGUAGUUGAUGAGAAAAGUAUGUUAAAGGGAUCAUUGUGUGGAACUGUUGCUGAAAAGAAAUUUUUGUUAAUCAUGCAGAUGGAUGUGCACUUAGAUAUAAUGUUCCACCAUGGGGGAAAGUUUCAGAAAGAUGAAAAAGGGAUGACCAUAUAUUCUCCUGAUAAGAAGGCAUGCGUUGGGGACAUUGAUGUAGAUACUUUAGAUGUUUUUUGGGUGAGAAAUUAUUAUAAGGAACUAGGAUAUGAUAGGAUAGGAGAAUGUUGGUGGCAUGUGCCAGGGAGGAGUUUAGAAAUUGGGUUAAGAACUCUGAAUUGUGAUGAUGAGCUGAGAGAGAUGUGUUUCAUGGGUGAAAAGAAUGAGGGGCUGAUUGAUGUUUACUUUGAGCAUGCAGUUUCAACACCAGAAAUUCUUGAGGAAAAUGAGAUUGUGGAGUAUGUUGAGGGUGACCAUGAUGAUUUGAGAGAGGUUAGUGAUGAAGCUGACCAUGAAUCCCUACAAGAUGAAACCCCAAACCCAGCUAAUAAACCCACUACCCCUGCUGAUGAGACUCCAUUCACCAAGAACACUGAACCAAUGCAUAAUACCUCACCACCCAAGACCACAGAACCAACAGAUCCUGGUGCUAAUAACCCAACAACCCAAAACAGUAAUCCUACUACCACACCCAACUCUAAUCCUAGCCAAGCUACUACUGCAGAGCCUGUUACCACUACUCCUCCAGUUCCCCCAAAACUGAAACCCAAUUCAAAUGUCAACCCAAACCUGAAAGCCAAUACUACAUCAUCACAUAAGGCCACUGCCAACCCGAAGAAUGCCUCUAAGCCCAAGCCCAAGCCCAACAAGAACUCUGUGUCUAAGCCCAAACUAAAGCCAAAGUCCAAAAUCAGAGCUAAAGCCUAUUGCACAAGGUCUGCUUCACAAGUGAGGACUAGGAAGCAACAUGAGAAGAAAAAAGAAGUGUUGAGGUUGUCUUCUUCUGAAGAUGAACACACCACAGAGGACAGUUCAUAUGAUCCUAGGAGAGAUGAUAGCUCAACUGAUGAUGAUGAUGUUAAAAAAUGUGAGACCAAGAGAAGAGAGCCUGGCUCGAAGCAUGCACCUGCUGAGGGACUAGCAAAGUCUAAGAGGAAGUUUCUUAACGAUGAUGUCGCAUUGGUGGUGGAUGAUGAGGAGUGUGAUGUGGAGUUGAGUUUCUUAGAAGUGCCUGUGACCGGAGAUGAAAAUCUGGACAACUCAUAUGAUCCUGGAGCAGAGUCUGAUGGUGCCAACUCUUGGCACUCCGAGGAAAUGAAGACUCCUCCUCCUUCGGAUGAAGAAUUUUCUGAAGAAGAGCCAGAUGAUGUAUUCCCAGUAUUUAGAGAUGGUAUUCGAUUCGGGGAUUUAAAACUUGAGGGGCACACAAAGAGGGGUUGUCCAAAAAAGAGAGCAGCUGAUAUUGCUCAAGCUCUUGCUGAUGCAGCUGCAGCUGCUGCUAAGACAAAGCCCACUGAACAAGCACAUACUGAAGCUCCUCCAGAUGCACCUGCUCCGGCUCCUCCAGAAGCACCAUCUCAAGCUGCUCCAGAAGCCCCUGCUCAGCCACCUGCACCAGUUGAGAUCGACCUCUCCCAGCAAAACUACUCUGAUGCACAACAGUCCCAACAUAGUCAAGAGGAUCCACCUGCGAGGCCAUCCAAGUUGCAGACAAGAAGGAGGUCCUCCACACCACCAUCAGGCUCGAUUACUGUGGAUCCACUACAAGGAGCAAGCUCAGCCACAUCUUCAAGACUAGCCAACUUCCUCAAAUUUGUCCCAACACCUGGCUUCAAGCCACCAAGGAAGAAGAAAUGA